AUGGCUACAAGAUCAAAUAAUUCUGUAGGUCCUAUGAUAGAAGCAUUAAAAGGUUAGACAAGAAUUAACCUAGCUGAUUAGUAUAUUGGUAAUGAAGGUUCUAGAAUAUUAGCUAACUUUUUGAUGCAAAAUUAGUAAGUUUAGGUUUUGGAAUUGAAAGGAAAUAAUAUUGGUGUUGAUGGAUUGAUUGAUAUUAUUGAAGCCUUAAGAAGCAACGAUGUUAUUAAAAUUUUAAGUUUAGAAUGGAAUAAUAUUGGUUAAGAUAUUAGGGGAUUAGAGUCAUUAGGAGCAUUUUUAUUAUAAAAUAAGUCUCUUUAACACUUGUCCCUUGCUUAAAAUAAAAUUGUUGGAGAUGAUAUUGAAAUGAUAGCUAAUGCUCUAAGAAAUAAUAAGACUCUCCUUUCAUUAGAUUUAAGAUGGAAUUAAUUAGGUCCUCGUGGUGCUAAUCUACUUAAAUCUGCUAUAAUGAAUAACCAAACUCUGAUAUAUUUAGAUAUUGGUGGAAAUAAUAUAAAUGAAGACCUAUAAGAUGCUCUUGACAAAAUUAUCUUAGAAAAUCGUCGUAAAAAUCCUCUCACCAGAGACCGUAUCCUAGGAGGGCCAUCUGUUUAGGCUGGAGACUAAAAUAUUUAGUAAUAAUAACAAUAGAAUAAUCCAUAAUUUACACAAUCAGGAUUUAAAUUCUAAGCUCCUUAGCAAGACAAAGAAGGUUUACCAAUGCUUGCACACUUGGAAAACAUUUUAGAGCAAGAAAAAGCUCAUACAUUCUAGAUAAAAUAGCGCUUAGAAGUAGAACUAGAGGAAUUAUAAAGAAAAGAUAGAAAUGAUUUGAGGACUAUUUAAGAAUUAGAAAGUAAAUGCAACGAUGUUUAAAAUUAGAAUAGGAUGCUCAAGUUUGAUAUUGACAGACUUAGGGAAGAAUUUUAAAUCAUUGAAAGAAAUAAUAUCGAACAUAUAAGAACUCACGAAGAACGAAUUCGUAACAAUGAGUUCAUCAUUAAUGAAAUGGAAAAAAAGCAUGCCACUAAUACAGAUAGAAUACUUUAAGAAAAUAACUUUAGAGUUAAAGAAAUGGCUAGGGAUUGGGAAAGUCGUUGCAGGCUUUUAGAAGAAAGAGUGAGAUUGGUUGAGAAUGAAGGAAUCGAACUCGAAACUGAACUUAAGAAAAUUUCAGAUAAAAAAAUAGAAAUGUAAAUAAAACAAGAAGAAGAACUUAGAGAUUUAGCUUCAAGAGUCGAAGAAGAAGAAUAUAAUAAAGCUCAAUCAAAUCUGAGCACAUUAGAAGCUAAAUUAAAAGCCAUUGAAAACAGUAAGGAACUUCUUAUCAAAAGAAAUCACGAAUUGAUUAGAGAGUAUGAAGAGAGGGACAUUAAAGCUUCUAAUGAACUUAGAGUUUUGGAAGAAGAGUUGUAAAAUUUGAAGGCAUAAAAUUAAGAAUUUACUUAGAAGAAUAGUGAGUUCAAAAUUUUAAGUGAGAAAUUGAAAAACGAUUUAGACUUGAAAGAUACUAUUGUUGAAAAACUAUAAAAGGAAAUAAAUACAGUUAAUGAAUAAAUAGAAAUGAAAAAGUAAUUUGCAAGAGAAUAAAUAGAAAAAACAAUCAAAGAAUAAAGAGAAGAAAAAUUGCAUUGGGAUGCUGAAAGAGAUGCAUAAAUUCGUCAUAUUUAGGAGCUUGAGCGCGCCCUCAGAGCUAGCCACACUGAAAACUCUCGCUUAAGAGGAGAAUACCAAAGAUUAGCUGAAACUGUGCAAUCAAAUCUAAAUAAAGCAGUUUAUGAUACUUUUACAACAAAUAAAUACUUUUGA
Messenger RNA from Tetrahymena thermophila SB210, 1806 nucleotides. RefSeq lists its product as hypothetical. Gene Ontology annotation, molecular function: protein binding. The transcript is spliced from 4 exons. Gene Ontology annotation, cellular component: centrosome. NCBI's taxonomy places the organism in Eukaryota, Ciliophora, Oligohymenophorea, Hymenostomatida, Tetrahymenidae. The record is from RefSeq and is a predicted model, not a curated record.